Molecule: messenger RNA, 3147 nt
Organism: Linepithema humile (Argentine ant)
Lineage: Eukaryota; Metazoa; Arthropoda; Insecta; Hymenoptera; Formicidae
Gene: GluRIB
Product: Glutamate receptor IB
Biological process (GO): modulation of chemical synaptic transmission; synaptic transmission, glutamatergic
Cellular component (GO): plasma membrane; postsynaptic density membrane
Molecular function (GO): transmitter-gated monoatomic ion channel activity involved in regulation of postsynaptic membrane potential; glutamate receptor activity
Source: RefSeq, a predicted model, not a curated record
GCUCGGAAGAUGCUCCCGGUUGUUCACGAAACGGGUGGACCACCCUCGUCGCGACGGCGGCAUCGCGUCACCGCGGUUUCUCUCGGUGUCGCCGCGUCGGUUAUUCCCCAAGAGAACACGAGAAACACUGGUACCGGGAAAAUCAACAGACCAACAUCUACUGCCACAAUGAUGACCAUGGCCUUAACCGUCCUCUUGGUCCUGGUGCCCGCGGCGUUCCCGGACAAGAUUCCCAUUGGUGCCAUUUUUGAGCAAGGCACCGACGAAGUACAAUCCGCCUUCAAGUUCGCGAUGAUGAACCACAACCAGAAUAUUACGACCCGCAAGUUUGAGCUGCAAGCCUUCGUGGAUGUAAUUAAUACCGCGGAUGCCUACAAGCUCUCCCGCCUCAUUUGCAACCAGUUUAGCAGAGGCGUGUUUUCGAUGUUGGGCGCCGUAAGUCCAGACUCGUUCGAUACGCUGCACUCUUACAGCAACACCUUCCAGAUGCCAUUUGUGACACCCUGGUUCCCCGAAAAGGUCCUGACGCCGUCUUCGGGUCUCCUGGACUUCGCCAUAAGUAUGCGACCGGAUUACCAUCGCGCUAUCAUCGAUACGGUGCGAUACUACGGAUGGAAGAAAAUCAUCUACCUCUACGACUCCCAUGAUGGUCUGCUAAGGCUGCAGCAGAUUUAUCAGGGGCUGAAACCAGGCAACGAGUCCUUUCAAGUCGAAACCGUCAAGAGAAUACAGAACAUGUCAGAGGCGAUCGAUUUUCUACGCAGCCUGGAGGAACUUAACCGAUGGAGCAACAAAUACGUCGUUCUCGACUGCCCGACAGACAUGGCGAAGGACAUCGUUGUAAGCCACGUGAGGGACAUCGCUUUGGGAAAAAGGACGUAUCAUUACCUGCUGAGCGGUUUAAUAAUGGACGACCGAUGGGAGAGUGAGGUGAUCGAGUACGGUGCCAUCAACAUCACGGGCUUUCGCAUCGUGGACGCCACUCGACCUCACGUCAAGGAUUUCCUCGCCGCCUGGCAUCGCCUGGAUCCCGCCAUGUCUCAAGGCGCUGGUCGUGAAUCCAUUUCCGCGCAAGCCGCGCUGAUGUACGACGCCGUGUUCGUCCUGGUUGAAGCCUUCAACAAGUUCCUGAGGAAGAGGACCGAUAAACCUAGUACACGACGAAUUACUACGGGCGGCAAUCAGCCCACAAACGGAACGGAACGGAAGAUUGCUUUAGAUUGCUAUAACAAUCGCGGCUGGGUGACACCAUGGGAAUACGGCGACAAAAUCUCGAGACUUUUAAGAAAGGUCGAGAUUGAAGGGUUGACGGGGGAGAUACGGUUCAACGACGACGGUCGACGACAAAAUUACACGCUUCAUGUCGUCGAGAUGACUGUUAACAGCGCUAUGGUGAAAGUUGCCGAGUGGACCGAUGAAGCUGGUUUUCAAGCAAUAGCCGCAAAAUAUGUGCGACUUCGUCCGCAUGAAAUCGAAAAGAAUAAAACUUAUAUCAUUAGUACGAUAAUGGAGGAGCCUUACAUAAUGAAAAGAUCAUCAGACAACACUGAAGUGCUUGUCGGAAAUGAUAAUUAUGAAGGAUAUUGUAAGGAUUUAGCUGAUCUCAUCGCUAAAAAGUUGGGCAUAUCAUACGAGCUGCGGAUCGUGAAGGAUGCAAAAUACGGUACGGAGAACCCGGACGUUCCCGGCGGCUGGGACGGCAUGGUCGGGGAGCUUAUCAGAAAGGAAGCUGAUAUAGCGAUCGCUCCCCUGACUAUCACUUCCGAACGAGAACGCGUGAUUGAUUUUAGUAAACCAUUCAUGUCUCUCGGCAUCAGCAUCAUGAUAAAAAAACCCAUCAAACAAAAGCCCGGAGUCUUCAGCUUUCUGAAUCCGCUGAGCAAAGAGAUUUGGGUGUGCGUUAUUUUCUCCUACAUCGCAGUUUCUAUCGUCCUGUUUAUUGUGUCGAGAUUUUCGCCGUAUGAGUGGAGAGUCCUAACCAUUAGCGGCAGCACGGAUUCGACUAUUAGUGGACGAAAUGACCCCAGUUUGCAGCAUCCGCACACGCCUCAAGGUUCACCCCACAUGCCAACUUCUAGCAUGGCCAACGACUUCAGCAUCGUAAACAGCCUCUGGUUCGCUCUAGCGUCGCUUAUGCAACAGGCCUGCGAUAUUUCACCCAGAUCCAUAUCUGGUCGCAUAGCCGGGAGCGUCUGGUGGUUCUUCACUCUGAUUUUAAUAUCUUCCUACACUGCGAAUCUUGCCGCAUUUUUGACCAUUGAGAGAAUGGUCACGCCAAUUAAUUCACCCGAGGAUUUGGCGGCGCAAACGGAAGUACAGUACGGCACACUCGCUCAGGGCGCUACACGCGAGUUUUUUCGAAAAUCUCAGAUCAGUCUCUACAGCAAGAUGUGGGAGUUCAUGAAUUCGCGUAAGCACGUAUUCGUGAAGUCGUAUGAGGAGGGAAUACAAAGAGUGAGAACGAGUAAAGGCAAGUACGCGCUUUUAAUAGAAAGCCCGACAAAUGAGUACGUCAACGAGAGAGAACCUUGCGACACGAUGAAGGUCGGAAGAAACCUCGAUGCCCAGGGAUUUGGCGUCGCGACGCCGUUAGGAUCCCCUCUCAAGGAUCCCAUAAACUUGGCGGUGCUAUCGCUGAAGGAAAAUGGAGAAUUAGCGAAGCUGGUCGAACGAUGGUGGUACGAAAGGACAGAAUGCAGACACGGUGAUAAACAAGACGCUGUCAGAAACGAAUUAUCCCUGAGCAAUGUGGCGGGAAUAUUUUAUAUCCUCAUCGGUGGCCUUCUUCUGGCACUCGCCGUAGCUCUCUUGGAGUUUUGCUACAAAUCACACACAGAGGCGACAAGAGCGAAGAUACCGUUGUCGGACGCAAUGAAGGCGAAAGCACGACUUACCAUCGGUGGUGCUCGCGAUUUCGACAAUGGACGGCGCGGCAAGAAGCGAGUGCUGGCUGCGGAAGUGCCGACUUUGACGACGUUCGCGCCGAAGUACUACGCUCCAGCAAACGCGAUUGGGAACACCGAGGGGGAUCAAGUACACAGCAAUACCCAUACCCAAGUAUAAACUACCCGGAGAGCCCGAGCGACUCGCCCGUCAAUUCACUGCCCACGCCCCCGCCGCCACCGCUAGUGUCACCCGCGCCGCCAC